Molecule: messenger RNA, 465 nt
Organism: Empidonax traillii (willow flycatcher)
Lineage: Eukaryota; Metazoa; Chordata; Aves; Passeriformes; Tyrannidae
Product: CASP-like protein 4A1
Exons: 3
Source: RefSeq, a predicted model, not a curated record
GUCCCGAUGACGCGGAGCUGGCGGUGCCUGGCACUGGCACAGGCGGUGCCACCCGGUGCCACCGGGUCCCCAGGGGGGUCGGGGACACUGAGGGGGGGUCGGGCCCUGGCGGGGGGGUCCCCGCCGGGGUCGGUGGUGACCCCCUGCCCCCCUCGCUCCCGCAGCAGCCCCGGGCCCAGGCGAUGGCCGAGGACAGAGAUGUGCGGUUUGUCACCGAGGAAAGCUUUGACUUCGGGGUCCUGUCACCCUCCGACAGGAUGAAGAGGAGGACGAGGAGAGCCCGGGCGGGGGGUCCCGGCGCGGGGAGGGCGGGGGGCGCUGGAGCCCCCUGCGAGGGGCCCGCCUGGAGGAGAUGGUGCGGGAGGCCACGCGCUUGGCCGCCCAGCUCGAGGGGUGUCACCUGCCCCCCCCCGGCCCCGGGGACACCCCCGGCGCCGCCGCCGCCGCCGCCACCCCCCCGGGCAC